AUGAAAGAUCUGGGAGAGCUGAAAUAUUUUUUGGGGAUAGAGGUUAUGAGAUCUAAGAAAGGUAUAAAAAGUGCUCUAGAGCUCAUUUCAGAUACAAGCUUAAGUGGUGCAAAACUUGCUAAUUCAUCACUUGAGCAAAAUUUGAAGCUUACAAUAGUCGACUAUGACAAUCAUAUGGGAAAAGCAGGAGAUGAAGUAUUGAAGGAUAUCAGUGGCUAUCAAAGAAUGAUAGGAAAUCUGAUUUAUUUGACAAUAACUAGGCCAAACAUCUGUUUUGCAGUAGAAUUGUUAAGCAAAUUCAUGCAACAUCCAAAACAGUCUCACCUAGAGGUAGUCAGGAAAGUUGUAAGAUACAUCAAGAGGUCACCAGGAAUGCGUAUAUUUCUAAGACGAGGAUCACUAGCACAGGUCACUGCCUAUUAUGAUUCUGACUGGGCUGCAUGCCCAAACACAAGAAGGUCAGUGACUAGCUAUGUGAUUAAGAUGGAAGAUUCCUUGAUUUCAUGGAAAUCAAAGAAGCGGCAUACUGUUAGCAGAAUAUAG
Messenger RNA from Nicotiana tabacum (common tobacco), 543 nucleotides. NCBI's taxonomy places the organism in Eukaryota, Viridiplantae, Streptophyta, Magnoliopsida, Solanales, Solanaceae. The record is from RefSeq and is a predicted model, not a curated record.